GAAAACAUUUCAAUUCCCGACCGUCUUCUCUCUCUCUCUCUCUCUCUUACACACAUACACACGCAGAGAGACACACGAACAAACGCAGAGAGGUUUCUCGAUCUACAAGGUUGUGGAUUUCUUCCUCCUCUCUCCCCCGUCCCCCAUCCGUCUUUCUCUUUGUUUGUGGUGUAUUCAAUCUGAUCCAUAGUUCUACUUAUCAGAUCUGAGAGUUGGGGAAUUUGGUGUUGGUGUUGUUUUGAUCGGAGAAAUGUUGACAAAGUUCGAGACGAAGAGUAAUAGAGUGAAGGGACUGAGUUUCCACAGUAAGAGACCGUGGAUCCUUGCCAGUCUUCACAGUGGUGUGAUCCAGCUAUGGGAUUACAGAAUGGGGACACUCAUAGACAAGUUUGAUGAGCAUGAUGGGCCUGUUCGCGGCGUUCAUUUUCACAAAUCUCAGCCCCUAUUCGUGUCUGGAGGUGAUGAUUACAAGAUUAAAGUUUGGAACUACAAAUUGCAUAGAUGUCUAUUUACUCUCCUUGGACACCUUGAUUACAUCCGUACUGUGCAGUUUCACCAUGAAUAUCCCUGGAUAGUGAGUUCGAGUGAUGACCAGACCAUCAGAAUCUGGAACUGGCAAUCACGCACUUGUAUUUCUGUCCUGACUGGCCACAAUCAUUAUGUAAUGUGUGCAUCAUUCCACCCCAAAGAAGACCUGGUUGUGUCAGCAUCCCUCGAUCAGACAGUUCGUGUCUGGGAUAUUGGUGCGCUGAGGAAGAAGACAGUGUCCCCUGCUGAUGAUAUUCUGCGUCUGAGUCAAAUGAACACUGAUCUUUUUGGUGCGGUUGAUGCUGUUGUUAAGUAUGUAUUGGAAGGCCAUGACCGUGGAGUCAACUGGGCUUCAUUUCAUCCUACCUUGCCUCUAAUUGUAUCUGGUGCUGAUGACCGUCAAGUGAAGUUGUGGCGGAUGAAUGACACGAAGGCUUGGGAGGUGGACACAUUAAGAGGGCAUAUGAAUAAUGUAUCAUGUGUUAUGUUUCAUGCGAAGCAAGAUAUAAUUGUUUCCAACUCGGAGGACAAGAGCAUUCGUGUGUGGGAUGUAACAAAGCGGACAGGUGUCCAAACUUUCCGCCGGGAACAUGAUCGAUUUUGGAUUCUUUCAUCUCACCCUGAGAUGAAUCUGCUGGCAGCUGGCCAUGAUAGUGGCAUGAUAGUGUUUAAGCUGGAGAGAGAAAGACCUGCCUUUUCAAGGGACACCCAAGUGAUUCCAAUUAGACGCCCUGGGUUUACCAGCCUAAAUCAAGGUCCAAGAACUCUUUCAUAUAGUCCUACUNUUUAUGAAUUUUCAUCUCAGAGGGACACCCAAGUGAUUCCAAUUAGACGCCCUGGGUCUACCAGCCUAAAUCAAGAUGGUGGAUCUUAUGAGCUCUAUGUUGUACCCAAGGAAAGCAUUAAUAGGGGUGAUACUGUGCCAGAGGCAAAAAGAGGUAUGGGAGGAUCAGCUAUUUUUGUGGCUCGAAAUCGUUUUGCUGUGCUUGACAAAAGCAGCAACCAAGUUCUCGUGAAGAACCUGAAGAACGAGAUUGUUAAGAAGAGUAGCCUCCCUAUCACUGCUGAUGCUAUUUUUUAUGCCGGAACAGGUAACCUUCUUUGUAGGGCAGAGGAUAGGGUGGUUAUAUAUGACCUCCAACAAAGGAUUGUUCUAGGUGAUCUUCAAACCCCUUUUGUCAAGUAUAUUGUCUGGUCGAAUGACAUGGAGAGCGUUGCCUUGCUCAGCAAGCACUCUAUAGUUAUUGCUAGUAAGAAGCUCGUGCAUCAGUGCACCCUUCACGAAACAAUUCGUGUAAAGAGUGGAGCCUGGGAUGACAAUGGGGUUUUUAUCUACACAACGCUGAAUCACAUCAAAUACUGCCUUCCCAAUGGUGAUAGUGGAAUAAUAAGGACCCUUGAUGUCCCGAUAUACAUGACAAAAGUGUCAGGAAAUAAGAUUUUUUGCUUGGAUCGAGAUGGUAAGAACAGGGUGAUUGUUAUUGAUGCAACAGAAUAUAUUUUCAAGCUGUCCUUGAUGAAGAAGAAAUAUGACCAUGUUAUGAGCAUGAUAAGGAACUCACAGCUUUGUGGCCAGGCAAUGAUUGCUUAUCUGCAGCAGAAGGGAUUCCCUGAAGUUGCUCUCCAUUUUGUGAAAGAUGAGAGAACUCGUUUCAAUCUGGCUUUGGAAAGUGGUAACAUUCAGAUUGCAGUUGCUUCGGCUAAGGAAAUUGACGAGAAGGAUCAUUGGUAUAGGUUGGGAGUUGAGGCUCUUCGCCAAGGCAAUGCUGGUAUUGUAGAGUAUGCCUACCAGAGAACAAAGAAUUUUGAGAGGUUAUCUUUCCUAUAUCUUAUAACGGGAAAUACAGAGAAGCUGUCCAAAAUGCUCAAAAUUGCUGAAGUCAAGAAUGAUGUUAUGGGCCAGUUCCAUAAUGCGCUAUAUUUGGGUGAUGUUCGAGAGCGUAUUAAGAUUUUGGAAAAUGCUGGUCAUUUGCCGCUUGCUUAUAUCACUGCUUCAGUCCAUGGGCUACAGGAUGUUGCUGAACGGCUUGCAAUAGAGUUGGGAGAUAGUGUUCCCAUCUUGCCGAAGGGCAAGGAACCUUCCCUUCUGAUGCCUCCGGCGCCCGUUUUGUGUGGUGGAGAUUGGCCCCUCUUGAGAGUCAUGAGAGGCAUUUUUGAGGGUGGGCUUGAUAAUAUUGGCAAGGGUGCCGCUGAUGAAGAGGAAGAGGCUGCUGAUGCUGAUUGGGGUGAAGAAUUGGAUAUGGUUGAUGUGGAUGUCUUACAGAAUGGGGAUAUUGAAGCAGUUUUGGAGGAUGGGGAAGUUCCUGAAGAAAAUGAGGAAGAGGGAGGAUGGGAACUUGAGGAUUUGGAACUUCCUCCUGAGGCAGAUACUCCAAAGGCUUCUAUCAAUUCCCGCUCCUCUGUCUUUGUGGUCCCAACUCCUGGCAUGCCUGUUAGCCAAAUUUGGACUCAGAAAUCUUCUCUUGCUGCUGAACAUGCGGCAGCUGGUCAUUUUGACACUUCAAUGCGGCUGUUGAGCCGGCAACUUGGAAUAAGAAACUUUACUCCUUUGAGAUCCAUGUUUCUUGACCUUCACGCUGGAAGCCAUACUUAUCUGCGUGCAUUUUCAUCUGCUCCAGUGUUAACAAUGACGGUUGAACGGGGUUGGAGUGAGUCUUCCAGCCCUAAUGUACGGGGCCCGCCAGCUCUUGUGUUCAAUUUCUCUCAGUUGGAAGAGAAAUUGAAAGCUGGUUACAAAGCUACAACAGCUGGAAAAUUCACCGAGGCUCUUCAGCUGUUCCUCAAUAUUCUGCAUACAAUUCCUUUGAUUGUUGUUGAAUCAAGAAGGGAGGUUGAUGAAGUAAAGGAAUUGAUUAUUAUAGUUAAGGAGUAUGUUUUGGGUCUUCAAUUGGAGCUCAAGAGAAGGGAACUUGAGGAUGAUCCAGUGCGCCAGCAGGAGCUUGCUGCUUAUUUCACCCACUGCAACCUUCAAAUGCCUCACUUGAGGCUGGCAUUGCAAAAAGCAAUGGUGGUAUGUUUCAAGGCAAAGAACCUUAGUACAGCUGCCAACUUUGCCAGGCGGCUCCUGGAGACCAACCCUACCAUUGAAAGCCAAGCAAAGGCAGCCCGCCAAGUGCUCCAGGCUGCUGAGAAGAACAUGAGAGAUGCGUCUCAGCUGAACUACGAUUUCAGAAAUCCAUUUGUGAUCUGUGGAGCGACAUAUGUUCCCAUCUAUCGAGGACAGAAAGAUGUAUCAUGUCCAUACUGCAGUUCCCGUUUUGUGCCAAGCCAGGAAGGCCAGCUCUGUACUGUUUGUGAUCUUGCUGUAGUCGGGGCAGAUGCUUCAGAUCUGAGAGUUGGGGAAUUUGGUGUUGGUGUUGUUUUGAUCGGAGAAAUGUUGACAAAGUUCGAGACGAAGAGUAAUAGAGUGAAGGGACUGAGUUUCCACAGUAAGAGACCGUGGAUCCUUGCCAGUCUUCACAGUGGUGUGAUCCAGCUAUGGGAUUACAGAAUGGGGACACUCAUAGACAAGUUUGAUGAGCAUGAUGGGCCUGUUCGCGGCGUUCAUUUUCACAAAUCUCAGCCCCUAUUCGUGUCUGGAGGUGAUGAUUACAAGAUUAAAGUUUGGAACUACAAAUUGCAUAGAUGUCUAUUUACUCUCCUUGGACACCUUGAUUACAUCCGUACUGUGCAGUUUCACCAUGAAUAUCCCUGGAUAGUGAGUUCGAGUGAUGACCAGACCAUCAGAAUCUGGAACUGGCAAUCACGCACUUGUAUUUCUGUCCUGACUGGCCACAAUCAUUAUGUAAUGUGUGCAUCAUUCCACCCCAAAGAAGACCUGGUUGUGUCAGCAUCCCUCGAUCAGACAGUUCGUGUCUGGGAUAUUGGUGCGCUGAGGAAGAAGACUGUGUCCCCUGCUGAUGAUAUUCUGCGUCUGAGUCAAAUGAACACUGAUCUUUUUGGUGCGGUUGAUGCUGUUGUUAAGUAUGUAUUGGAAGGCCAUGACCGUGGAGUCAACUGGGCUUCAUUUCAUCCUACCUUGCCUCUAAUUGUAUCUGGUGCUGAUGACCGUCAAGUGAAGUUGUGGCGGAUGAAUGACACGAAGGCUUGGGAGGUGGACACAUUAAGAGGGCAUAUGAAUAAUGUAUCAUGUGUUAUGUUUCAUGCGAAGCAAGAUAUAAUUGUUUCCAACUCGGAGGACAAGAGCAUUCGUGUGUGGGAUGUAACAAAGCGGACAGGUGUCCAAACUUUCCGCCGGGAACAUGAUCGAUUUUGGAUUCUUUCAUCUCACCCUGAGAUGAAUCUGCUGGCAGCUGGCCAUGAUAGUGGCAUGAUAGUGUUUAAGCUGGAGAGAGAAAGACCUGCCUUUUCAGUGAGUAGUGAUUCUAUGUUCUAUGCUAAGGAUCGGUUUCUGCGGUUUUAUGAAUUUUCAUCUCAGAGGGACACCCAAGUGAUUCCAAUUAGACGCCCUGGGUCUACCAGCCUAAAUCAAGGUCCAAGAACUCUUUCAUAUAGUCCUACCGAAAAUGCUGUGCUUAUCUGCUCUGAUACAGAUGGUGGAUCUUAUGAGCUCUAUGUUGUACCCAAGGAAAGCAUUAAUAGGGGUGAUACUGUGCCAGAGGCAAAAAGAGGUAUGGGAGGAUCAGCUAUUUUUGUGGCUCGAAAUCGUUUUGCUGUGCUUGACAAAAGCAGCAACCAAGUUCUCGUGAAGAACCUGAAGAACGAGAUUGUUAAGAAGAGUAGCCUCCCUAUCACUGCUGAUGCUAUUUUUUAUGCCGGAACAGGUAACCUUCUUUGUAGGGCAGAGGAUAGGGUGGUUAUAUAUGACCUCCAACAAAGGAUUGUUCUAGGUGAUCUUCAAACCCCUUUUGUCAAGUAUAUUGUCUGGUCGAAUGACAUGGAGAGCGUUGCCUUGCUCAGCAAGCACUCUAUAGUUAUUGCUAGUAAGAAGCUCGUGCAUCAGUGCACCCUUCACGAAACAAUUCGUGUAAAGAGUGGAGCCUGGGAUGACAAUGGGGUUUUUAUCUACACAACGCUGAAUCACAUCAAAUACUGCCUUCCCAAUGGUGAUAGUGGAAUAAUAAGGACCCUUGAUGUCCCGAUAUACAUGACAAAAGUGUCAGGAAAUAAGAUUUUUUGCUUGGAUCGAGAUGGUAAGAACAGGGUGAUUGUUAUUGAUGCAACAGAAUAUAUUUUCAAGCUGUCCUUGAUGAAGAAGAAAUAUGACCAUGUUAUGAGCAUGAUAAGGAACUCACAGCUUUGUGGCCAGGCAAUGAUUGCUUAUCUGCAGCAGAAGGGAUUCCCUGAAGUUGCUCUCCAUUUUGUGAAAGAUGAGAGAACUCGUUUCAAUCUGGCUUUGGAAAGUGGUAACAUUCAGAUUGCAGUUGCUUCGGCUAAGGAAAUUGACGAGAAGGAUCAUUGGUAUAGGUUGGGAGUUGAGGCUCUUCGCCAAGGCAAUGCUGGUAUUGUAGAGUAUGCCUACCAGAGAACAAAGAAUUUUGAGAGGUUAUCUUUCCUAUAUCUUAUAACGGGAAAUACAGAGAAGCUGUCCAAAAUGCUCAAAAUUGCUGAAGUCAAGAAUGAUGUUAUGGGCCAGUUCCAUAAUGCGCUAUAUUUGGGUGAUGUUCGAGAGCGUAUUAAGAUUUUGGAAAAUGCUGGUCAUUUGCCGCUUGCUUAUAUCACUGCUUCAGUCCAUGGGCUACAGGAUGUUGCUGAACGGCUUGCAAUAGAGUUGGGAGAUAGUGUUCCCAUCUUGCCGAAGGGCAAGGAACCUUCCCUUCUGAUGCCUCCGGCGCCCGUUUUGUGUGGUGGAGAUUGGCCCCUCUUGAGAGUCAUGAGAGGCAUUUUUGAGGGUGGGCUUGAUAAUAUUGGCAAGGGUGCCGCUGAUGAAGAGGAAGAGGCUGCUGAUGCUGAUUGGGGUGAAGAAUUGGAUAUGGUUGAUGUGGAUGUCUUACAGAAUGGGGAUAUUGAAGCAGUUUUGGAGGAUGGGGAAGUUCCUGAAGAAAAUGAGGAAGAGGGAGGAUGGGAACUUGAGGAUUUGGAACUUCCUCCUGAGGCAGAUACUCCAAAGGCUUCUAUCAAUUCCCGCUCCUCUGUCUUUGUGGUCCCAACUCCUGGCAUGCCUGUUAGCCAAAUUUGGACUCAGAAAUCUUCUCUUGCUGCUGAACAUGCGGCAGCUGGUCAUUUUGACACUUCAAUGCGGCUGUUGAGCCGGCAACUUGGAAUAAGAAACUUUACUCCUUUGAGAUCCAUGUUUCUUGACCUUCACGCUGGAAGCCAUACUUAUCUGCGUGCAUUUUCAUCUGCUCCAGUGUUAACAAUGACGGUUGAACGGGGUUGGAGUGAGUCUUCCAGCCCUAAUGUACGGGGCCCGCCAGCUCUUGUGUUCAAUUUCUCUCAGUUGGAAGAGAAAUUGAAAGCUGGUUACAAAGCUACAACAGCUGGAAAAUUCACCGAGGCUCUUCAGCUGUUCCUCAAUAUUCUGCAUACAAUUCCUUUGAUUGUUGUUGAAUCAAGAAGGGAGGUUGAUGAAGUAAAGGAAUUGAUUAUUAUAGUUAAGGAGUAUGUUUUGGGUCUUCAAUUGGAGCUCAAGAGAAGGGAACUUGAGGAUGAUCCAGUGCGCCAGCAGGAGCUUGCUGCUUAUUUCACCCACUGCAACCUUCAAAUGCCUCACUUGAGGCUGGCAUUGCAAAAAGCAAUGGUGGUAUGUUUCAAGGCAAAGAACCUUAGUACAGCUGCCAACUUUGCCAGGCGGCUCCUGGAGACCAACCCUACCAUUGAAAGCCAAGCAAAGGCAGCCCGCCAAGUGCUCCAGGCUGCUGAGAAGAACAUGAGAGAUGCGUCUCAGCUGAACUACGAUUUCAGAAAUCCAUUUGUGAUCUGUGGAGCGACAUAUGUUCCCAUCUAUCGAGGACAGAAAGAUGUAUCAUGUCCAUACUGCAGUUCCCGUUUUGUGCCAAGCCAGGAAGGCCAGCUCUGUACUGUUUGUGAUCUUGCUGUAGUCGGGGCAGAUGCUUCAGUUGAAACGUUCUUGUUGAUACAUUCUUCUGUGCCGGCACAGCCAUUCGAAGAUGUUCGUUUGAGCCAUCAGUUAGGUAACUGUCUGGGACUGGGGCCAUUGAAAGUUAGUGCAG
Ilex paraguariensis (yerba mate) is the source of this 7640-nucleotide messenger RNA. The record is from the annotation of a GenBank genome assembly. NCBI's taxonomy places the organism in Eukaryota, Viridiplantae, Streptophyta, Magnoliopsida, Aquifoliales, Aquifoliaceae.